AUGAAUAGCUCAAGACUGGCCAACAAUAGUCAUUCUGUGUCAAAGUCAAGUAGUUCUAACUCAGUAUAUAUUAGUGGAACAACACUAGCGGCAUUACAGCCUGCCAAAUCCUUCAAUUACCAUCAAGGUGCUUCUAUCACAUCUUUAGACUUUGAUGAUGCUGGGCAAUUCCUGGUAUCUUCAGGAAUAGACAAAUCCAUACAAUUAUACGACUGUCAUAAGGGGACACACUCUAAAGAUAUACAAUCACAGAAAUAUGGGGCACAUUCUGCUAGAUUCACUCACGAAGAAUUGAAUUGUCUUUAUGCAUCGACACCAGAACCAAGUGAUAACAAUGAAAAUGCCAUUAGAUAUCUUUCUUUAUCCAACAACCGCUACUUACGAUAUUUCAAAGGUCAUAAAGCCCAAGUGAGCUCCAUAGAAGUAAACCCUGUUGACAAGACUUUUCUAAGUUCAAGUUAUGAUGGAACUGUCAAAUUGUGGGAUUUAAAAUCAUCAUCAGCCGUCGGGAAUCUAGAAGUUGGGCAAAAUUCCGUCAUUGGGUUUGAUCCACAUGGAGUUGUUUUUGCUAUUGGGAAAUAUUCUCAAGGUGAAACAGGAACAGUGUCCCUAUAUGACUUGAAAACAUUUGACAAGGCUCCUUUCUUGCAUGUGGAAAUACCUAUCUUGCCAGGACAAAUAUGGAAUAAAUUGGAGUUUUCUAACAAUGGUAAACUAAUUCUUAUUUCUACAGAUUCUGCUGAACAUUAUGUGCUUGACUCGUAUCUGGGAGAACUAUUAGCAGUUGUCAGAUUGGCUAUAGGGAGUGUUGCUAGUAAUAAUUGGAUGUCAUUCAAAUACCCUUACACUGGGUGUUGUACCUUUUCUCCGUGUGGGAAGUACUUGUUGGUGGGCACACCCAAAUCCACAAUAAAUAUUUAUGAUGUUUCCAAUCUACACAACUCCAACAAUAAACCAGUGAUAUUAUCUAGAACAAACCACAUUCUACAAAGCACAAAUGGUAUUCCCAAAAUCGUUUCUUUUAGUCCCAAAAUGUUUACUUUAGCAACGGCAGAUACUACAGUAACCUUAUGGCUGCCACCAGAAAAAGUGUAA
This is a messenger RNA of Candida albicans SC5314, 1095 nucleotides long. It is a transcript of the gene SWD2, whose product is annotated as WD-repeat containing protein. Gene Ontology annotation, molecular function: chromatin binding; protein binding. The record is from RefSeq and is a predicted model, not a curated record. Gene Ontology annotation, cellular component: Set1C/COMPASS complex. Bases 1 to 1095 code for a protein of 364 amino acids. The transcript has a single exon. Lineage: Eukaryota; Fungi; Ascomycota; Pichiomycetes; Serinales; Debaryomycetaceae.